CCGCGGCGAGCACCGUGUGCAGCUCUAGUUAGUUCCCGGGUUACUUCUGGUGGACGGUUCAGACUUUUUGCUCUGUGGCAUUCAUAAUGAGUAAUAUCGAGGUGGAAGAGGAGGAGGAAGAAGAUUACAUGUCGGAUGCCUUCAUCAGCUCCAUGCAGGAUGUGAGACCAGGAGUCCCUGUUCCAAGGAGAGUCAAAGAAUCUUACCAGAAGGAAGAGAAGCAAAAGGAAAGUAAUGUUAAGAACAGACAGAAGAGCUUGAAAGAGGUGGAAAAUGAAAGAAGAGAAACUGUGCUCAAUGAGGCGCUGAGCUAUGAAAACAAGGGCUUUGCGUUACUUCAGAAGAUGGGGUAUAAAAAAGGUCAAGCGCUUGGCAAGAAAGGUGACGGCAUUGUUGAACCGAUUCCACUAAAUAUUAAAACAGGACGCAGCGGCAUUGGCCAUGAAGAGAUGAAGAAACGGAAAGCAGAAGAAAAUCUUGAAAAUUUCAGACAAAAGAUUCAGAUGAGACAACAAGAACAAGAGCGAGCUGCUGAUGACUUCAGAUUGAGGAUGAAAAGUAAGAAAGAAGAGCAGAAGCUGGAAGGUGACCUUAGGAGAAGCCAGAGAGCAUGUCUGCAGCUUGAUGAACAGAAGAGAAUAGGCUUCCCACGAGAGGCCUGGUAUUGGCCUCCCACCGAAACACAAGAAGAUGAUUCAGAAACAGAAGAGGAUGAAGUGAAGGAACAGGAACUAAGUACACUGGAAAAGUUACAGAUUCUGACCAGUUAUUUAAGAGGACAACAUUUAUAUUGCAUCUGGUGUGGUACUUCAUAUCAAGAUGAAGAAGACAUUGAGUCAAAUUGUCCUGGGGACACAUCAGAAGACCAUGAAUGAGACUUCUUGGUGACAAUGGACUGGACAUUCAGUGGAUUAGAGAAUAUACUAUUUAAUGACCCAAUGUACUCUGAAACUGUAUUAACAUUACUGGACUUGAGCUGAUAUGACGCAAGUUCUUUUUAAGUUUUGUUUCCUUUUUAUGCAUCCUUCAAAAGUGUAUGGGACCACUCCUGGCCGUUAUCUAUACAGUUAUCUGUUAGAUUUGUAUACAGAAGUUGUAUGUGUAUUAUUUAUUAAAAUGAUUCCAUCUCAGAUUUAGUAUUUUUCUAUUUUAUAAUAACAGUAGAUGUUGAUUUGUAGCUGUAUUUCUAUAUUAUUAUACAAAAUGUAAAAAAAUUGGGCAGCAUGAUUGAUAUUUUGCCUUCUGUUAUAUGGAAUCUGUGACGGAGACACCUAACGAAACCUCUGACACAGUUGUAAACAUGGCAGACUUUUUUCUAUUAAAAAGUACAGCAGAACAGAAAUUUUUAUGAUUUCUAUAA
Molecule: messenger RNA, 1360 nt
Organism: Bufo bufo (common toad)
Lineage: Eukaryota; Metazoa; Chordata; Amphibia; Anura; Bufonidae
Gene: GPATCH11
Product: G-patch domain containing 11
Exons: 8
Coding region: 87-875 (262 amino acids)
Cellular component (GO): kinetochore
Molecular function (GO): nucleic acid binding
Source: RefSeq, a predicted model, not a curated record